GCCUUAUUUUUUUUCAUGGAUAUUCUUCUUCGAGUAUUUGUAGAAGGGGCACUGCUGUAUUUUUCUGAUACAGUGAAUUCUAUAGAUGCUGUGAUUAUUGUGGUGACUCUAAUAAUUGAUUUCAUUUAUAUUUCUGAUAACUUUGAGGUCUUUGAAGAUAUCCCAAGAUUGGUCAUGUUCCUUCGCUCUCUGCGACUUAUCAUUCUGAUGAGAAUUUUCCACCUGGUGCACCAGAAAAGGCAUCUCGAAAAGCUGACCAGAAGGAUGGUUUCAGGAAACAAGCGACGAUACAAGAAAGAUGGAUUUGACUUAGACCUCACUUAUGUUACUGGGCGUAUUAUUGCUAUGUCAUUCCCAUCUUCUGGACGGCAGUCUUUCUACAGAAACCCCAUUCAGGAAGUCGUGCGGUUCCUGGACACCAAGCAUCGAAAACACUAUCAAGUCUACAAUCUUUGCAGUGAAAAAGCUUAUGACCCUAAGUACUUCCAUUAUAGGGUCCACCGCAUCAUGAUUGAUGACCACAACGUGCCCUCUCUGAGGGAGAUGGUGGAAUUUUCCAAAGAAGUACGGAAGUGGAUGGCUCAGGAUGCUAAAAACAUCGUAGCGAUUCACUGUAUGGGAGGCAAAGGAAGAACUGGAACGAUGGCUUGUGUCUGCCUUAUCGUCUGUGGAGUAUUUACAACGGCAGAGGAAAGUCUUCGUUAUUUUGGAGAACGACGGACAGACAAAACCACCAGCAGCAAAUUUCAGGGAGUAGAAACGCCUUCUCAGAGUCGAUACGUUGGGUAUUUUGCAGAUGUGAAAAACAUCUAUAACUUGAGUCUCCCUCCAAGAAAACGACUUACGAUAAAAAAAAUUGUCCUUUAUUCAAUUCAUGGUGUUGGAGAAGGCAACGGAAAUGAUCUAAACGUACAAAUAAUAAUGCACCAAAAGAUUGUCUUUUUCUGUUUUGCUUCUGAAAACUGUAGGAUAGUUCAUGAUGUUGAAAGAGACAGAGUGACAAUUAACCUCUGCGGCUGCCCACCUCUGUGUGACGACGUGAAAGUGCGGUUCCUGUCUCCGGCUCUUCCUAAACACUAUGACAACUGCCCAAUUUUCUUUUGGUUCCACACGUCUUUUAUACAAAACAACAGGCUUUAUCUUUCAAGAAAUAAAUUGGAUAAUCCCCAUAAACCCAAUACAUGGAAAAUUUAUCGUCCAGAGUUUGCAGUCGAAAUAUAUUUUGAUGACAUGGAUCAAGUCAUAGCUGGUAUCUGAUUAAGUGUACUUCCCCUUCCUGGAUAGAAACGUAUUCUUCCCAGCCCCUGCUACAUGUUUAUAUCUUCAAAACCUAUUUCCUCCCUGGUGUGCUAAUAUUUA
This is a messenger RNA of Pteronotus mesoamericanus, 1359 nucleotides long. Its product is annotated as phosphatidylinositol 3,4,5-trisphosphate 3-phosphatase TPTE2-like. The coding region runs from base 16 to 1257 and encodes 413 amino acids. Gene Ontology annotation, molecular function: phosphatidylinositol-3,4,5-trisphosphate 3-phosphatase activity; protein tyrosine phosphatase activity. Gene Ontology annotation, biological process: negative regulation of cell population proliferation; phosphatidylinositol 3-kinase/protein kinase B signal transduction; phosphatidylinositol dephosphorylation. The transcript has 15 exons. Gene Ontology annotation, cellular component: plasma membrane; cytosol; cell projection. NCBI's taxonomy places the organism in Eukaryota, Metazoa, Chordata, Mammalia, Chiroptera, Mormoopidae. The record is from RefSeq and is a predicted model, not a curated record.